UCCUCUCUAGCAUGGCGGCGACCUUGUGUAGAAAUUUACUACCGAAACAGGGAUGGCUUCCUCUCACCCAGAGUGUCAGACAUGGAUCCAAAGCUGUGACUCGCCACAGGAAGCCCGUAAACUUCCUGAAGCAGAAGCUGAUAGCUGUCACUCAGCACAUCCCUCCUACACGGGUCAUUCCUCCAGGGGCCUUCCCAUCAGAGGCCAGCAGGACCCCCACUAAGGAGAGUGAUCUGGUGCUACUCUUGAAGAAGGAUUUGAAGAAGGUGUUCCAGGACUUCAGGAUGCUCGCUGUGGUUCAGAACAACGCCAGUAACGCCGAGGACAUGAUCCUCCUGAAGAACCGACUCCACAAACACAACAUCCACGUCAAGUUCUUCCCCAACCAGGUGGUUCGGUCGUUCCUGCAGGACUGUGUCUACUCCAACAUGAGUCCUCUGUUCUUCGGUCCGACGGUCCUCAUCGUCUGUAAGGAGCCGAAAGCAAAGGAGAUGCUGAAGACUCUGAGAUCCAGCCCACAGAUGACACUGAUGGGCGCCUGCAUAGACAACACGCUGCUGAGCCCUCAGGGUGUGCUGCGUUACUCCAAGCUGCCGUCGGUGUCGGUGAUCCAGGGCGAGCUGGUGAGCGGUCUGACCAUGCUGACCUCACACACGGCCUCCAUGCUGCAGCAGCACCCGGCUCACCUCACGGCUCUGCUGCAGCAGUACGUCAAACAGCAGAGCCCCGACGGAGCCGCUGGGGAUGCUCCGAAAGCAGAGGAGGCAACGUAGAGCCUCGGGAAAGGACUUACUGGGACUGUUAACUGGGGAGAGACUGUGAUGAUGGGGAACUGCGGAGCAAGAACAUUCAUAUCGAAGGAUUGGAGGUAGAUGGUCGUCUGCUCAGUCUGAAACAUCUGAGUGGAGCUUUGACUGGA
Molecule: messenger RNA, 919 nt
Organism: Scomber japonicus (chub mackerel)
Lineage: Eukaryota; Metazoa; Chordata; Actinopteri; Scombriformes; Scombridae
Gene: mrpl10
Product: mitochondrial ribosomal protein L10
Exons: 5
Coding region: 12-773 (253 amino acids)
Biological process (GO): translation
Cellular component (GO): mitochondrial large ribosomal subunit
Molecular function (GO): structural constituent of ribosome
Source: RefSeq, a predicted model, not a curated record